GCGUGUCGGUCAUUCGUGUGCGAAUAGUCCGACGGCAUCGAAGUAGGUUUUGCGCGCGGUUUUGUCUACGGCACGGGUGCCACUUACUACAGCAGUGUGUGGCCAAAGCUUCUCCAGCGAUCUGACCGUUGGUGGUGUUUGGACGUGUGUUUUGUGCAGCAAAAGAGCGUUCUGUGCCGUCGCUUUAACUCAACCCGUGUUCGUGUUCGGAUACUAUCAAGUUCUGUGUAAAAGUGAAACAGGAGUUUGUGAAGGGGCUACGAAUGCUACGAAGCUCCAUUUUGUGACGUCAAACAGUGGACGAACGUUUCCGGUCGAUAGAGGAUUGUUUGCUUCGUUGCUCCGGUUGGUUUAGUGUUCGUCCUGUUCCCAUCCAAUCGCUCCCAAAAAAAAAAUGUGUUGAAGUUCUUGUUGAAGCUGCCCCCGCCGACGUCAAUCCUGUCGUUGAAUGCGCUGAGUGCUAUUUCAAGUUAAUCCGCAGCUUGAACCACGCCGAGUGUGGAUUACGAGAUGUAGCUGGAGGUGUGUCUCAGUUUCGGUUGAUCCCCUGGGUCAGCCAGCAGCAGCAAGGAAUGUAAAGAAUUCGAAGCAGCGAGGAAAAGAAUCAGCUGGCAGCAGCAGAUUACGCGGGCGAAGAAGUGCUCAGGAAGGCGAACGACUAGACCCCGAGCUGCUGCUGUACGUUGUGUAUGUUUGUGUGUGACUGGUGAGUGAAAGUGUUUCCAGGCCCUGCUGCACGUGCUCCAACGACAGACAGCCUGCUCGGUAGGGCGGAGGAGGCUGGAGCACGUUUUUAAUUUAUUUGCAGUUCGCUUCACUUUGGUACAGUUUUUGGGGCGCCAUUUAAACAGCUAAGCGGUAGGAGAUGAUUUUUACGUAAUCCCUCUAACGCUAAUGCAGGGUAGUGCAUACCACAAAAUGAGAUAAAAAUAUAACCUAAAAUAGAUUGAAGGGAAGGGGAAAGUACACACAUUUUAUCCUCUCCAAUCAUCAUAAAUCGGUGGAACGUUUCAAAUUAAAGUGGUUCGCUGCCUGCUCCCUCGUACGCACAUCCGCCGUGCUAAAGAUCCAAGAAUUGACAUUCCAGAAAAUAGGAUUUUGAUUUACUACUCCCCCGAAACCGUCCAUCCCAGCCAACCGUGACGAAAGGUAUCACCUUGCCAGGGUGCAUGGGUCGUUAGAAAGAAAGGAAAGACCGAACAGCACUAAAAACGGUGAACCAGCCCCAAUCGCUGAUAAGAUAGCGUUUUAAGGCGGGGUGGAGGGGGGGCGUGUUGGAAGGAGACAGCUCAGUCAAGCGCGCACGCAAGUACACGCUCGAAGCAGGCGGACGCACCGCAGCUUCAUCGAUCGUCCCAGUCCAUCUGCCGGGGUGAGCAAAAUCGAUACUGCUGCGAUAUCAUCCUACACGUUUCCUGGGCUGCUCCGGCAGCGACUUCCUUCCUUCACGGUACCUUUGUACCAUGAAAUGCUGACUUCUUUUAUUGCCGGCAACUCCUGCCGCCUUUGCCGCUGCUACAAUGGAAGCCGAGUUGUCCAACCAUCGCUAGGCGGAAGAGCAACAUAGUGCACCAUACACACACACCGCUAUCCCAAAGGACGGCGCAAUGCUGCAACCUGUACCGUCGCCGUGCACCACCUACCGACGCCUGCCAAUGUCUGUCAGCAUUUUAUCGCGCCGGCAUCAGCACCUGAAGCAACAGCACCGGCACGACGGUGCACGCCUCAGUUAAUACCGUCUCCAGCGACGUCAAGCGCGUGAAGGACACCAGGCCGGACCCGGCGGUAAGGCUGCGAAGCACGAGACGCUCUGUGCACCCUUGCGCCAUCUACGGGAGAGGCCGGCACGCUUUAAAAGGCUAUCCAUCCAAAGCAAAGCAGAGCACGGCGUGCACGGCGCAACGAUGUUGAAGGAACGGGACGACCAAGAUCAGGAGAUAUGCAAAGCACCGUCACCAUCGUCGACGGAGGACAGAAAGCUACACGAUGCGUCCGAUGCGGAUCCGGUUGGCUCCCAACGGGUGUACAAGAAAACCUCCUCCAAUCAACUGCUGACGCUGUACCUGGGCAGCCGGGAGCUGGUGGCGCGCAAGGGCGUCAUCGAGCCGCUCAAGGGCGUGCUCUACAUCGAUUCGAAAAUCAUCAACGAGGCUAAAAUUUACGGCCAGCUAACGCUAACGUUCCGGUACGGACGGGAGGAUGAGGAAGUAAUGGGACUAAAGUUCUGCAAUGAAGCCGUUAUUGCCCUGCAGCAGUUUUGGCCACGACCGGUAACCGCCGAAACGGAUUCGUUAACACCCCUGCAGGAAGCACUGCUCGAGCGGCUGGGGAAGAAUGCGAUUCCCUUCGCGCUGGAAAUUGGCACGCUGGCCCCACCGAGCGUGCAGCUUUUACCGGCCAAGCGGUACACCGGCGCACCGAUCGGGACCAGCUACGACGUUCGCGUCUACACAGCAGCCGAAGCAUCCGGUGACGAACGUGUCCAGCGGAGAUCAACUGUGAGAUUAGGUAUAAGAUUAAUCCAUAAGAUCUGCCUUGAUAGUACCAAAGCGCCGGCCGCACUCGAGACGGCCACCGUCAACAACUCGUACGGCGGCGAUGCGUCCGGCGGGUCGGCCGGCCCGAAAAGCCCGCCGGCGCUCAUCCCCCAGGCCUCGAUCGGGACGGACACGGGCGCGCAAAGUGCGACCACCAUCCCCCGGGCGCUCCGGUUGCGCCUGUCGCCGAAAUCGCUCAAGCUGUCCUCGCUCCACCGGCACAGCAGCAGCGUGGACAGCACGAACGGCGGCAUCAAGUCGUACGGCGAUCAUGCCAUCAUCGAGCUGACCGAGACGAACAAGGGUCCGCAAGUGUCCGUCGAUAAGCCGUUCCUGUGGGCGGACGGACGCGUUAACCUGAAAGCAUCACUCAACAAGGCUGCCUACGUGCACGGUGAAAACGUUACCGUCACGCUCGACAUCAAGAACGACAGCAGGAAAAUUGUGCGGAAAAUUCGGCUGGUCGCGGUACAGCACGUCGACGUGUGCAUGUUCAGCAAUGGCAAGUUCAAAAACAUCGUCGCCGAGGUGGACGUCAGCAAACACAUCGGGCCGGGCGAUACGCUUCACGCGUCCUACUCGCUGCUUCCGGUUCGUGGCACCACCAAAAACUGGAUCGCUGUGGAAGGUGCCUUAUUCAGCAGCAACAGUGCCGACCCGAGCUCCUCCGCCUACAACUCCAAGCUGGCGACGAGUGCGCCCCGCGGCAUGCUGUCCGCGCCCGCCACCACCGCCGAGGAGAAGAACGUGUUCGCCAUCUACGUCUCGUACUACGUCAAGGUGAAGCUAAUACUCAGCAGCAUGGGCGGCGAGGUAUCGCUCAAGCUGCCGUUCGUGCUCGGCAACGUGGAGCUGAGCAGCGCGGACGCAACGAAACCGCCCGACACGCUCAGCGGGCUCAAGCGGCUGCGCGAGCUGCGCCGCAAGUCGUCCGCCAUCGCGACGAACGGCGGCGUUGGCGGCAGCCUCGAUUUCACGCCCUGCCGGUCACCGCUCUCGAAGGAGCUGAGCCUGCGGGACGUGGACGAACCGCCGCUAGAGGUGGACGAGGGCGCGUCAAGGGUGCGAAACCUCAACCAGCACAAUCAACUCUCGCCCGGCAGUCGGCGGAAUGUGUCGCCGACGAUCGCAGCCGAUCGCGCCACUUCCGGCGGCGGUGAGCAGGAGCAGCAGGCCACCAUCAACAGCCGCCGGGAGCUGUUCAAGAACUCCAAGUUCAACGACAACCUGAACAGUACAAUCGACAUCAUCACCGAGGACUUCCAGGCGAUAACGGCCAACAUCUCCAGCCUGAUCGCCAAGUCGGACUCGAGCAAAUCGAACCUGAACGAGGCGGGCGUGUCCUGCUGCAACCAGGAGAUUAGCGUCGAGGCCCAGAUCCACUGUCCCCAGUCGGUGGGUCCAGAGCAGGCGCCGGAGGACCCCGAGCCGGGGGGUAGCACGCCGCAACGAUCGCCCCAGCGGGAGGAACAUUGAUAGCGAAGGGCGAAGCCCGCGCCCAGCAGCAGUACGCUCUACUCGUGCACGGUUUACGUGCUUUUCGUCGGUGUGUUGUUUCGCUGUGUACGUGUACGUGUAAGUGUUCGAAGGAUCGGAAGCAGCACACAAGAAGCUGCGGCAGUUUUCUAUUACAAAUCGAAGUGUGACACAAACGCGUACUUCGCUACAACAGCCUAAAAGUCCCCGUUAGCCAGAGGCGUUGUACUGAACUGUAGGCUGAUAGUGGAAUUGUACUGUGUGUUUUUAAGAUAACAUGUAGACUAGAGAGAAGAUGGCACUGGUAGAGGGUAGAGAAACACGCCAGCCAAGAGAGCAGAACCUCCUUCCGCCAAUUCGUUCCGCUAGACUGCCUUCGCCAAAGCAAUCAGUCAACCACGGCCAAGCACCGAACGGAAAGUUCCCGUCUUGUAACUUUCGCAACGAUUGUCAGGGUUUGUAGGGCGCUGUAGUAGCUAUAACAGUUUACAAUCACGGCACGCGACAAGACGUGCCCUCCUCGGUACAACACUAUACACACAUCCUUUACAGUAGAGGUAGCUGAGAGAUCGAAGCACGUGCCCCUAGUCACACUUGUCUCCGGAGGCUAACGUCAAACCGUCAAUCAAACCCGCCAAAAAGUAACCAAAAAAACCUGUAACAGUCAUCAUCCUGUGUGCCUACAAUUUUGAACCGACUCUUGGGAGAAAGUACCGCACGUGCACUUCCACAAAGAGGAGGCAAAGAAAGUGAAAGUAUCUUUCCCACCGCCUCCCCGCUACAUUACACACAACACGUACAAAUAUUGCUCAUAUUGGAUCACGCCAUCGCCCGGGUUUCCGAAUCCCGGCAGCUACCGCCACACGCACCAAAUCUGUGAGUUCUAUGAACUUUUUAACCAACUUUUGCAUGCGUCUGGAACAACACCGGAGGGGGUUUUGGGAUGUUGAGAAGAAUGAAUCAAGCGAUAUUGCGACAAGACAAGUCGAUUGAGAAAGCUCUCAAAACCGUUUCUUCUGUUUUCCCCCAUUUGGGGCUGGCGGGUGUUCCCCGGUGAAGGAUCUUUACAUAUUUAUAUAAGCCCACUACUGUGUGUCACUGAUACAUAUCGAUACAUAAUAUAGGAAAAAAAUGGGAACUAAGGGACAUCAGGCAAACGGAAAUUAUGGACAGAGACAAACGUUAUGUAUUUAUAGUAACGUAUGUUUUUUUUAUAUAGUCUUUCAAAGUUCUUCGCGAUCGCUUUCAACAUUUAAUUAAAUUCUAUUCUACCAUUCAUUCGUUGUUCAGUUAAAAACGUGCUGAUUGCUAUUACUAAUGAAAUUAUUCCUUUAUUUAACUCUGGUUCGGUUUAAUUCACUAUCGAUUGCCCAUAAUGUCAACGGAACGUCCUGUGCACAAAAGAGCCUCUUGUAACUCAAUUGAAUGUUUGUACAUGUAAUAAGUAGUAAGAGCAUUAUAUGAAACACUAAACAACAGCGAGAUAUGUGAAGCAGCAACACCGAGGACUGUAUUGUCUGAUAAGUAGUUUUACUAAAUACUAAACAGUAAUUUGAUAAGUUGCAAAACCAGGACACGCUAGACAAGUUUAGGCAAUUAUAAACACGGAUGAAAGUAAGUAACUGUGAAAGGACGACUAAAUAGGAAUUAGUAGUAGCGCUAGUAGUAGCAUUUAGCAGUAGCAGCAGGGGCGUAUGGAAGAUUGGUUAUGUUUCACUUGUUGCUUUAUUUAUGCCAUUCCAGGUGUGUGUGUGUCCAAAGAUUAAUAGGGCACAACAACCCAAGUUGGGACAAGCGGGCAAACUCUUCCACAAAGCUGGGGAAGUUCCUUAGAUCGUGCGUGUAUGAUUGCGCAUUACGGUAAGACAUUGUAAGCAAAGCAGAUUCUUGUGCUUAACUCCUUAAGACCAUACCCUUCCCCAAAAAAACCAGAAUAGAAACAGAAAACAUGUCGCAGAUGCUGUGCGUCUUGCGCUAGUAUUUAGUGUGCAGCGUGUGCGAAAAAGGGUAGAAGAAGGUAUCCCCUUCGCUGUACGUUGCUAUAUAUACGAUGCUCUAGACUAUUGUUCGGGUGUAUACUAAUAGAUAUUGUGACACUAUCAUUAAAUGUAGAGAAGCAAGUGUAGCGAGGAAAUACAUUUAGACCGGUUUGGAAGGGGAAGAAAACAUGGUGAAGAGGGGGGGGGGGGGGGAUAAUGCACCAAACCAGACGCAACUGCAGUGCAAUCAGUGGGCUGGACUUUCAGGCAUAAGCUCUCCCUCACUUCUUCCCAAUGCCGUUUGUAUAUGUGUGUGUGUGUAUGUGUGUGGCUGCAGUGUGUACUAAAAGUGGCAUAAAAGAGUUAUUUAACACGAACGAGUAAAUAAAUCGAUGUUUUGUAUGAAAAACUAA
This is a messenger RNA of Anopheles merus, 6405 nucleotides long. RefSeq names its product arrestin homolog. The coding region runs from base 1905 to 4013 and encodes 702 amino acids. The record is from RefSeq and is a predicted model, not a curated record. Gene Ontology annotation, biological process: signal transduction; G protein-coupled receptor internalization. The transcript is spliced from 10 exons. Gene Ontology annotation, cellular component: cytoplasm. NCBI's taxonomy places the organism in Eukaryota, Metazoa, Arthropoda, Insecta, Diptera, Culicidae. Gene Ontology annotation, molecular function: G protein-coupled receptor binding.